Molecule: messenger RNA, 1218 nt
Organism: Nerophis lumbriciformis (worm pipefish)
Lineage: Eukaryota; Metazoa; Chordata; Actinopteri; Syngnathiformes; Syngnathidae
Source: RefSeq, a predicted model, not a curated record
AUGGCGAACGUCAAGAGCGAGAGGCGACCCAUCAAAGCGCAGAUUGCCAACAAGAUGUGGCGUUUUAUGGUGUCGGCGCUCCUCUUGGAGCUCUGCAAUCCAACGCUGCAGUUGGAAACGCUGGAUGUCACACGACAUUCUAAAAUGUGGCUGAACACGGCCCUGGGGGAGACGGUCCCUCCCUUGGACGCCACCAAGGAGCCCGCUUCACGAGGACCCGGUUCAGGUUCCUCGGGCUCGUCAGCGGACUUCGGCGAGCAUGCCAACCUGAAGUGGGUCCCUUGGAAUGGCUCACUGCCCGACGGCGCGGUGGCCAUCUUCAACGGCUACGUACAGCGUACCGACUACGUGUGCAAGGUGAAGUGUGAGGCGGGCUUCUUGACACAUGACGCCUGCCGCUACCCGUAUGCCGAUGAGGAAUUCCAGUCAACCUCCUUUGACGUGCUAGUCAACGUGGACCACUUUGAGUUCCUUGAGUGGGUAGAGGACUCAUAUGGCUCGGUCCCACCGCAUGCAGUCGAAACGUGCGACGGCGUUGACAUAUUCGUGGGCAAAAACAAGUAUGGACUUGGCAAGGUGGUGAGCCAGCAUGAAGCCUUCUUUCUUCCAUGGGAGGGUGAAGAGUACUGGUACAAGAACUACCAAGUUCUGCGGGUCAACCCUGACGUAUACAGCCAGCACAUCUCACACGUGGAGUAUGCCGUGGACCAGAUGGAGCUCUUCUACCACCCGCCCGAAACUCUGCAGCUCGCCAAAGUCACCAACCUGGAGUGCCACGCUGUGCAAAAGACGGUGACGCUGGAGAAAACCAGCGCCAGCGAGAAGACUUGGGACACUGGACGCCAGCUCCGCAAUGGCACCGUGUCCACCAUGAAGGCCAAGGUGCCCAUCCUGGGGCCCGGCAACGUGGACUUCACCGAGGAGCGCAUGGUCACUUUCUCCGAAGGGACCGGCCUCCUGGAGUCGAUCAGCCACUCAGUCUCCGUGGAGCUCCUGGUGCCGCCUGGCUUCUCGUGCGCCGUCAGAAUGGACGGACGCAAAAUGAGCGCCGAUAUCCCCUUCAAGGCCCGGCUGAGUCGCACAAACCACGACGGAGAUACUCACUGGACCUACAUCACAGGAACCUACGACGGUGUUGGCGUGGGUGAGAUCAACGCCGUGGUGGAGCGAUGCCAGCCAGUUGAAGAUGUUGUGCCGUGCCAGGCCAAUUGGAACUGA